Molecule: messenger RNA, 2649 nt
Organism: Scleropages formosus (Asian bonytongue)
Lineage: Eukaryota; Metazoa; Chordata; Actinopteri; Osteoglossiformes; Osteoglossidae
Gene: alg12
Product: ALG12 alpha-1,6-mannosyltransferase
Exons: 9
Coding region: 422-1888 (488 amino acids)
Biological process (GO): protein N-linked glycosylation
Cellular component (GO): endoplasmic reticulum membrane
Molecular function (GO): alpha-1,6-mannosyltransferase activity
Source: RefSeq, a predicted model, not a curated record
GCUCGCGGCGUCUUAAAGGAGAACCAAAGGGAAAACCCUGACGUUAUCCUCGCCACUACUGAUUUACAUCAUUAUUUUGUUUUUAAAAUUGCGUGAGGUUAAGUUAGGGUGCAAGCUGUACUAAAGGAAAAGUGUAGUGCGGAUUUACCGCCAUGAAAUUUGAAAAGAAGGGUAAGAACGAAGUUAAAACGUUUUGUCUACGGGAGUGUAUGUUGUAGUGUAUUAUGGCCGACUCUUACAAGUGAAAGUAAAGGAGUGUGCGAAUGUCCUCCCUUGAGAACUAUUCGCUUCUAACGAGCUUGCGCUCAACUAAUCGCAAAAUCUGAAAAACACAGCUCGAGUAAAGCGAUGACUCAGUGACUGCGCAUGUGUGGUGACACGCGCCGCUUCCUGCCCUCGGACCUCCUCGCUUGCGGUGAACAUGGCCGAAAAAGAAGCCUCGCCGGGACUUACUGCGCUGUUCCUGCUCGUCUCCGGCAUUUUUGUACAUUUAUCCGUGUGUCCGUUCACGAAGGUGGAGGAGAGUUUCAACUUACAAGCCAUGCACGACAUUCUUUACCACAGACUGGAUUUAGAAAAGUAUGACCACCUGGAAUUUCCUGGGGUGGUACCGCGGACGUUCCUUGGGCCCUUGUUUGUAUCUCUACUUUGCUCUCCACUUGCUUACUUGCUGUGGCUCCUGGAUGCACCCAAGUUCUACACACAGAUUCUAGCUCGCGCGUGUCUGGGGCUCUGCGUGACACAUGCGCUGUGGCGCUUGCAGCAGGAGGUCCGCAAGUGUUUUGGAUUCACUGUGGCAGUAGUCUUCUGCUUCAUCUCAGUGUCACAGUUCCACCUGAUGUUCUACAGCACCAGACCUCUGCCAAACGUCUUUGCUCUCCCUAUAGUCCUGCAUGCCUUGGUGUUCUGGAUGCAGCAGAGACACUGCGGGUUCGUGUGUCUGUCUGCAUUUGCCAUCAUUGUGUUUCGCGCGGAGCUGUGUCUGUUCCUGGGGCUCAUGCUGCUCUUGUCUCUUGUACGGGGGAGCCUCGGCUUUGUGCAGCUCCUGGGCUACGCCAUUCCAGCGGGGAUGGUGUCUUUAGCUCUCACUGUCUUGGUUGAUUCUGUAUUCUGGAGGAAAUUGUUGUGGCCAGAGGGCCAAGUGCUGUGGUACAACACCGUUCUCAACAAAAGUUCCAACUGGGGAACUUCUCCCUUCCUGUGGUACUUCUACUCGGCCGUACCACGUGCCCUGGGCAGCACGCUGCUGUUUGUCCCGCUUGGACUGCUGGACAGGCGGACACAGGGUCUGCUGCUCCCAGCCUUGGGCUUUAUUCUGCUCUACUCCUUCCUGCCUCAUAAAGAGCUGCGCUUCAUCCUCUACACAUUCCCUGUCUUCAACAUCGUGGCUGCACGUGGUUGCUCCUUCAUACUCAACAACUUCCACAAGUCCUGGAUGUAUCAGCUUGCCUCUUUGGUCGUAAUUGGUCACUUGCUGGUCAACACUGUGUACUCAGGCAUAUCUCUAUACAUUUCCAAUCACAACUACCCAGGAGGGAAUGCCAUGAAGGAACUACAUUCAUUAGUACCAGGGACUUCAGAUGUUUCGGUUCAUAUUGACGUGUUGGCUGCUCAGACUGGCGUGUCGCGUUUUUUAGAAUUGAAUGAUCAUUGGAGGUACGACAAGCGGGAGGACUUGGUUCCUGGGGACCCACGGAUGAGGAACUACUCCCAUAUCCUAAUGGAGGCCAAUAUGGCCCAGGUUGCAAUGCUCAGAGACUCUUAUCGUCCACUGUCAUUUGUGCAAGGGUUCAGCAAACUAGUGUUUCACCCCUUCCAGUUUCCUCCAUUCAGUAUGGAAAUGGUGAACAAAGUGGUGCUGUUGGAGAGAAUACCCCAUCCUGACUGACCAGAACUGAAUCAGUGAACAUUUUUCUUUUACUUACAAAUUCAUGUUGCUUUUGUUUUUCUUGGGAUUACAGUUGGAUUUUUGCAAUACUGAAUUAUGGCCUCUUUUUGUCUAUGGGUCAGAAAUGACUGUUAGCCUAGUCUUUCCUAUCUUGGGAAUCUGAAUAUUUAUGCACAUUUAAUAUGCAUUUUACUUCACAUUGCCUAAAACUAGAAGUCUAACAAUUUUAGAUACUGCAAGCAAUGGCAUUUCUUAAAUCUGUAAAAUAACUCUUGAAAAGCAUUAUUUAAUGAUAAACUUUUGCAAAAGAUUCUGUUCAAUAAAUACACCCUUCCCUUCAUAACAAAUGCUCAAGUUAUCACAAUUUGGACUUACGAACACAUGCAGUUUGUACACUGAAUUCACAUACUGACUCGGAUGACAAACAUCUUACAAGAAUGGAAGUUUCAAGCCAAAAUACAAGCCUUAGCAACAAGCAGCUUGCCGUAUGUUAUCUAGUACCAUUGUCUUAAAGCCAUGUACCAUUUUGCAAGCAUCUCUCAGAACAUUUUUAAUUACAAACUUUAUUUCAUAAAGAUGAGAACUACAAGUUAAAAAGGCAAAGGAAAGCCUUAUCAGUAAGGGUCUUGUGACUCCCAUCCUUCCUAACACAGCUAGAAGUGAGAAAACCAUUAUUCAAUAAGAGUGAAUUUAUUUGCAUUGUUUCCAUAGAUUUGUCUUUAUGGUUAUUUUUAUUUUUGCAUUAAAUGAAGUGAUAAACA